Molecule: messenger RNA, 300 nt
Organism: Paraglomus brasilianum
Lineage: Eukaryota; Fungi; Glomeromycota; Glomeromycetes; Paraglomerales; Paraglomeraceae
Source: the annotation of a GenBank genome assembly
AUGGCAGCAAUUUUGUUUGAAGUUGACAGUUAUCAAGACAUACAGGGAGAAGUUUCAUUGCAAUUGCAUAUUGAAAACAUAUUUAAUCUCAAGAAAGCAGUUAAAGCCAAAUUGAAAUCAAAGCUCAAGAGUGAGACCAAUGCACAAGCACAACAGCUACAAGAUCCAAGAGAAAAGCUUUUAGAAAUUCAUAGUGUAGGCCCUACCAGCAAGAACAGAGGCAAGCAAGCAUUCCUGAAAUCUGAUGAUUGCCUUAAUCUUAAUUUUCAUGACCUCCUGUUCUUCUUCAAUCUGACUUGA